AUGACCGCCAGAGAUGGCUCCAACCCUAACCCCUCCCACCACCAUCUCCCUCUGCCUUCCGUUUCAGUGGAUGAUAGUCAACAAUUUUGUUGGCGUGCACGACUUGAGGUAGGCGAACCUUCAGGAGUCAGAGAGACCGAGAUCCGUUCUGCAUAUGCAUCUUUUCGGGUUUACCUAAAUUCUUCCCCAUUAGCUUAUCAAAAUUAUGCGACUGACUAUGAGUUGGCCUUUCGGCCCCAUAAUCUUAUUAUCCUCUCUCUGGGCUCUCUCCUUCAGCUCUUCUGCUUUCCCCAAAUUUCAGACACAUUUAGGGCUUGUGAAAGGGUUGUGGUUUUGCCUGAAUGUCUCUGCUGGUUGUUGCUCUUGGGGCUUAUCGAGGUUUUGGCUGGUAUUUCGCGAAAAAGGAAGUAUUUGGCUGUAUCAAUGUUUGCUUUUUUCAGACGCCAAGAGACUACUAAUGGCUAGGACUAGUGUUGCUUCCAGAGGCCAAAAGUUUCGAUUGCUAACAAACCAUUUCAAUGUUAAAGUAGCCAGAAAUGAGGGCUACUUUUUCCACUACAGUGUAUAUAACCUCUAUCUCUAUGAUGGUUGUUUAAGCAAGCAAUUUAGCACAAUAAUUCUGUUCUUGA
Coffea eugenioides is the source of this 629-nucleotide messenger RNA. RefSeq lists its product as uncharacterized. The record is from RefSeq and is a predicted model, not a curated record. The transcript is spliced from 3 exons. Lineage: Eukaryota; Viridiplantae; Streptophyta; Magnoliopsida; Gentianales; Rubiaceae. The coding region runs from base 1 to 465 and encodes 154 amino acids.